Messenger RNA from Salvia miltiorrhiza (redroot sage), 3436 nucleotides. RefSeq lists its product as uncharacterized. Gene Ontology annotation, molecular function: protein phosphatase activator activity. The record is from RefSeq and is a predicted model, not a curated record. Bases 341 to 2920 code for a protein of 859 amino acids. NCBI's taxonomy places the organism in Eukaryota, Viridiplantae, Streptophyta, Magnoliopsida, Lamiales, Lamiaceae. Gene Ontology annotation, cellular component: protein phosphatase 4 complex; nucleoplasm. Gene Ontology annotation, biological process: protein dephosphorylation. The transcript has 24 exons.
GACUUGGUAGAAAAAAGAAAGAAAGAAAAAAGAAACCCGCGACAGAGGACAGAGAGAAGAGAGAGAAAGGGGGAAGGGAGAGGAGAGAGAGAGCGAGGGUGGAAGCUCACUCUGAUAUCAAUGGCGGUUAGGGUUUUUCCACUGAUUCGAAUACAGUAGCCCGACCCGUGCUAACUCCUAAUUUUGACGAUUUUGUCGGAAUAGCUCAUCUCCUGGCCUCUUUGUUCUUCAAAACCCUAAUUUCGCGCUGGGAGGUUUGGUGAUUUGAGUUCAGCAAUUUCUGCCCCGUGCUGUUCGCACGGUGAAUUCGUAGCGAGAUUAAGCUCCUUGGUGUUUUUCAAUGGGGUCGCAGGACAAAUCACCAAACUCGAACAAUACCACGCAGCGUGUGAAAGUAUACCGCUUGAAUGAAGACGGAAAAUGGGAUGAUCAAGGCACUGGACAUGUCACUGUUGAUUACUUGGAGAGAUCAGAAGACCUGGGUUUGUUUGUUAUUGACGAGGAGGACAAUGAAACGCUACUGCUGCAUCGCAUCAGCUCAGAUGAUAUCUAUCGCAAGCAAGAAGAUACAAUUAUUUCCUGGCGGGAUCCUGAGUUUUCAACUGAAUUGGCUCUUAGCUUCCAAGAGACAACCGGUUGCUCUUACAUAUGGGAUCACAUAUGUAGCUUGCAAAGGAACAUGCACUUUAGUUCACUAGCCAAUGAGACUUUCAAUAACAUCAAUAGCGAGUUGAGGGAACUGCCUCCAGUUGAGUUGUCUUCUCUCCCUUUGAUACUUAAGAUUGUUGAAAGUGGCAUAGCAGACCAGUUGCGUGUUACUGAACUUAUAUUAAAUGAUCAAGAUUUUUUCCGGAAGUUGAUGGAACUGUUUAGGAUAUGUGAAGAUUUGGAAAACAUUGACGGUCUUCACUUAAUUUUCAAAAUUGUUAGGGGAAUCAUUCUGCUAAACAGUGCUCAAAUCUUUGAGAAAAUUUUCGGGGAUGAGUUGAUUAUGGAUAUAAUGGGAUGCUUAGAAUAUGACCCGCAAGGACCUCUCACCCAUCACCGCAACUUUCUAAAAGAGCACGUAGUUUUUAAGGAGGUUGUACCUAUUAAAGACCCUGUAGUUCUUUCCAAGAUACAUCAAACUUAUCGAGUUGGUUAUCUGAAGGAUGUCAUUUUGCCCAGAGCUUUGGAUGAAGCCAUAGUUGGAAAUCUAAAUUCUAUUAUUCAUUCAAAUAAUGCAAUUAUUGUUUCCUUGCUGAAAGAUGAUAACACCUUUAUCAAGGAAUUAUUUGCUAGGCUGAAGGUUCCUACCAUUUCUGUAGAAUCAAAGAGAACUUUGGUAGACUUCUUGCGCGAGUUCUGUACCUUAAGUAAGAGCUUGCAGAUGGUACAUCAGCAUCGGCUAUUUAGGGAUCUAGUCAGUGAAGGCAUUUUUGACAUCAUAGCGGAUGUCUUGCAGAGUGAAGACUAUAAGCUUGUAUUGACUGGGACAGACAUCCUCGUUCUUUUUCAGAGUCUGGAUGGGAAUAUUUUGCGUUCUUAUGUUAGUCGGCAGGAAGGUGCUCUUCUUGGACUCAUGGUGAAACAUAUGCUUACAGAUUAUGGAGAUAAUAUGCAUUGCCAAUUUUUUGAAAUUCUGCGCAGUCUUUUAGAUUCUUCACCAGGAGCACAGAGAGAAAAUAUUGUGGAGAUUUUCUAUGAAAAGCACUUGAACCAGUUAGUUGAUGUAUUAUCAUCGUGCCGGUCAAACAGUGGUGGUGAAACUGGCUGCAAGUCUGAUAGCUCGUUUGGAGGAUCUGGGAGUCAAAGAUCUGUGAAGCCUGAAAUAUUGUUAAAUAUAUGUGAUCUGCUAUGCUUCUGUGUUCUGCAGCAUCCUUACAGGAUCAAAUGCAAUUUUCUUCUUAAUGACGUGAUUGAUAAGGUUUUGUACCUGACAAAAAGAAGAGAGAAAUACCUUGUUGUUGCUGCUAUUAGAUUUGUGAGGGCGCUUGUUUCUCGCAGUGAUGAGCACCUAAUGAAUCAUGUAGUAAAGAACAACCUUUUCAAACCAAUUGUAGACGCAUUUGUUGCUAACGGGGAUCGCUAUAAUCUCCUGAAUUCUGCAGUUCUUGAACUCUUCGAAUAUAUCCGGAAGGAGAAUUUGAAAGUGUUGCUACGAUACCUGGUGGAUAAUUUUUGGAAUCAGCUGGCAAAAUUUGAAACCCUCUCUUCUAUUCAUGCCCUAAAAGUUAAAUACGAACAGUCGCUUGAAAGUGUUGGUACGACAAGUACUGGUACAUUGUUAGACCAAAGGAAACGACUUGACGAGCGAGCUCUGGAGAAAGAAGAGGAGGAUUAUUUCAAUGAGGACAGUGAUGAGGAAGAUUCAGCAUCUGCGCAUUCAGCAAGCACUAACCGAGUAAAACCUCAACCUCCCGUGUUGGUUAAUGGUUCUGCUCCGGAAAAUCUGUCACCUAGGUCUGGUGGACUGGUUGAUUAUGAUGAUGAUGAAGAUGAUGAGGAGUACAGGCCGCCUCCAAAAAAGACGACAGGCUCGUCUGAUGAAGAUGAGGGACUGGCAGAGUUCCCAUUGAAACGCAAACUAGCUCCAAGAGAGGACAGUGAGGCAAAAAGAUUACAACUUUCUCCGAAAAGCUUAAAACCGAGAGCUGCCUUUUGCUCUACAUUGAAGGAGGGGGGACUACCCAGCAAGAAACUAGCAAGCGGAAAUGUUCCUCCAAGUGUAAACCAAAACUCCAUCGUACCAAGUUCCGAGAAGGGGCUCAUAGGCUCAUCUGAAAAUGCAGAAGUGGCAAAACACACUGGCAAAGAAGAAGUCUCUUCUAAAAGCUGUAAUGACGGUUUGGAUGAUUCUGCUGAUAACAGAAAUCUUGGAGACGAGCGCCCUUUGUUAUCACCAAAGUCCUCACCAGAGAUGGCCGUGAAAGGAUCUUGAAUUAUUUGAAAGAGUUCAACAUGCUUCAACAUUCGCAAGGCAGAGUCAGUCAGUCCACACAUAUCGCCCUAAUUCUUUAGAGGACUCAACCAAACAGCACGAGAAACGGAGGGAGACAAACAAACGGAGACCCCCUCGGAUACUGGGAGAGCAUACUGUACAGUACUAUCGCAAGGAUGGAGAGGACUUGCCUGUAAGCUUCUUCCUUAAUUUAAGUUUCCAGGCAAUCUCAGCCGAGUAAUUGUCGUUCGUCGUUGUAAGACUAGCACCAACUACAGCCUUUUGCUAAUACAUCAUCUUUGCUUGAUUCUUUCUGCUUACCUGUAAUGUCGUCGUACAUCGAUAGUCUGCGUUUAUAUGUGAUAGAGAUGGGGAAGCAAUCAAUCCUGUCUUUGCAUGGUCUGUGUAAACUAGGGAACAAAUUUAGGGACCUUUGUUGGGGCCGAAUUUUGUGUUUUUCAUGUGAUUGUAUCUAACUUAGUAAGGAAAAUGUACAUUAUUUUAUAUUUGAGGAAA